Messenger RNA from Penicillium chermesinum, 609 nucleotides. RefSeq lists its product as uncharacterized. The record is from RefSeq and is a predicted model, not a curated record. Lineage: Eukaryota; Fungi; Ascomycota; Eurotiomycetes; Eurotiales; Aspergillaceae. The transcript has a single exon. Bases 1 to 609 code for a protein of 202 amino acids.
AUGCAUUCUCCGGUUGACUAUUUUGUAAACAGCAUCGCUCGAUUGAUCGUGCACUACUGCAACCUUUUCAGCGUCGAUAAUGUCAUGGAGUUGAUCUUAUACAUUGUCCGCCAUCUACCCACUACGCAGCACCCCUCCGAACACCGAACAAUGACUGCCGCAAAACACCAGUUGAAUAUGAAAUUUGCCAACGAUCCCAGCAAGACUCGCAAGCUGGUAUGGCAUGCUGCACAGAUACAUGCCGUCGCUAAUGAAUACGUGGUGUCUGCCCCGUGUGAGAUAUUGCGAGUAUUCAUGGGCGCGAUAUUGCUCCUGGCUUUCUCGAAGUACUGCCCCAAGCUUGCUGCAUCCGAUGAGGGCUCAGCUAGCGAUCGCCCCAUGGUCUUCCUGGACCGACUAGACCCGACAAAUACCCAAGCCGGACUAGUCGAAGUGUGGAUCAAACAUGGAGGCCCUGCAAGCCUUAGCGGAGUCAGCGACAUUCAUUCGUCCGAACUAGCGGCCACUGUUUGUCGACGAACUCAAGGGCUGCUGGAAAAGGCCCAGUGUUGGGGGUUGUCAAAUAAAUUUGUCAAGAUUCUACAUAUGUUUCAGGAUGCUGAAAUUUGA